Molecule: messenger RNA, 4281 nt
Organism: Maudiozyma barnettii
Lineage: Eukaryota; Fungi; Ascomycota; Saccharomycetes; Saccharomycetales; Saccharomycetaceae
Gene: SKI3
Product: SKI complex subunit tetratricopeptide repeat protein SKI3
Exons: 1
Coding region: 1-4281 (1426 amino acids)
Cellular component (GO): Ski complex
Molecular function (GO): protein binding
Source: RefSeq, a predicted model, not a curated record
AUGUCGGAACUUAAGCAAUUAUUGAAGGAGGCAAAAAAUGAAUUGGCGAGAGGUGAUUAUGAAGAGGCAAUUGAAAUUUCUCAAGAAGUGUUAAAACUUGAUAAACGUAAUUAUUUUGCUCUAGUCUUUCUAGGUAAAGCUUACUCAAGUAAUUCCGAACAAUUUGACUUAAAAAAAGCAUGUGAGUUUUAUAUUAGAGCUGUUAAGAUCGACAAAGAUCUGACUUUGGCUUGGAAGGGUCUUUUCUUACUAUUCAACAAACACAUAUCAGAUAUAUUGCCUACUCUACUGCCAUACAAAGAAUAUUUUGUAUUAUGUUAUGAUUAUAUGCUGAUAUUACAAUCUCAAGAGCUUUCACAAGUGGAGCUUCUUGAUUCUUUAAAAUCGUUAAGAACUCUAUUCAAGGAAAAAACUGCAUUCCUCAGGGAAUUUUAUUCAUACUUCAGACCAGGUACCCCUGAAUACGAAACAUUAGGGAAAAAUCUGAUAACGCCCAUUGAAGCAUUGACUGGAUUGAUUAAAAUUGUCAAGAAAGAAGAAGGUGAAAAGAUCUCAAAAAUUGUUAGUCAACAAAGAAUGAAAAUGAGUGCCAACGACCCAAAUUAUCAAUUCAAAAUCAAUGCAUUAGCUUGGGAAAUAUAUGAAAACUCUAAUUUAGAUGAUGAUUAUAAUCAAUUGGUUAAUGUUGUAGAUGAUGAUACAGAAAGAAGAUCUAUUGAAAACGAGUGGUUAGAGUAUAGAAUUAAAGUUUUGAAAUCAAUGCCUACUGAUGUUAAAUCAGACUAUUUCGAAAGAGUUAGAAAUAUGGUUUCCGAUAUGGUACUUGUAAACCAUGAUUCAUUAGUUGCAUGGAAAUACUAUUUUGACUGGCAAGAUUUCGAUGGUUUAGAUAGCAUUGACCCUAAAAUUGUCCUACAAUUUUUCGCCAAAUAUCCCAGCGAACCACUAGCGAUUAUCUUAUAUGCAUGGAUUAAUUCCAGUUUUUCUAUUUAUGAUGUUAAAUCUCUUGAAAAAGAUGUAAACCAAUCCAAAACCAAUCCAGAUCAUCAUAAAAGUGAACGUGACGCAUUAGAAAAUGAUGACAACGCAAGUGAAGAAGAAAAUGAACUAAACUCGUUAUUAGAAGUCGAAGAAGAUUCCACAGGAAUAAUGAAGGAAGAGGACAUCUUAAUCAGUUUAGUCGAUAAUAUAAGUAAAGUCAAAAAUAGUAUUAUGGCAUAUCGUGUGAUUUCUUAUUACUAUUUGUUGAACAAAGAAUAUUUAGCAUCGUUACCUUACACCAAAUCAGGUAUCAAUUUAAUAUCGUAUAACCAGAGGGAUUUAGGUGCUAUUCUCAGGAAUAGUAAGCAUGAAUUGACGAUCGAUAUUGCAACCUGUUAUACUUACGUAGAUGCACCAAAAAAUCAUCAAUCUGCAUUAUCAUUAUUCGACAAAAUUUUAUCAGAAGAUCCACAUAAUGUCAGGUCAAUGAUUGGGAAAAGUAUUAUCAGUAUCGAAAAGCAGGAUUGGAAGAACGCUUAUGGUCUAUUGUCCGAGGUAGUAGAACAUGUCCCAUCGAACCUUGAAGUUCAAUCUCAAUUAGCCUGGUGUAAAGCCCAUUUGGAUGAGCUGGACGAAUCAAUAGAGAUAUUUACCACUGUAAUUAACAAAAUUGAGGGUGGAGAUAACCGUACGAUGGAAUUUAAAUCUGAAACUCUAUGGAGACAAGCAAAGGUUUAUCUCUUAAGACAAGAAGUGUUAGGAUACAAUGAAGAAUUGCAAAAUGUUCAGACAGCAUUUAAGCUUUUAAUCCAGAUCAUCAAAAAUUGCUCUGAUACAUUUUCUAAGAGUUAUUCAACAUUAGGGGAUAUUUAUACAAUGUACUUUAAGGACGCUAACAGGGCAUUUAAGUGUUAUUAUAAAGCAUUCGAAUUAGAUUCUGGAGAUGUAGUAGCAGCUAAAUUCGUCACAGAAGUAUACUGUGAUAGCGCUGAUUGGGUAUCUGCCUCUGAAAUCUGCGAGCGUUUAGUUAAAGAAGAAAAUGCUACAACCGUCUUAAGAAAAGUGAGUUGGCCAUAUAGAGUUAUGGGUGUCUCCUUUAUCGAAAAGCAGAUGGCAGCCGAGUCUAUCGAAUGGUUCCAGUCGGCUAUUCGGGUUGAACCACGCGAUACUGAAUCAUGGGUUGGUUUAGGUCAAGCUUACUUAGAAUGUGGUCGUAUCGAUGCAUCUAUCAAAGUUUUUGAAAAGGUACUAGUAUUAAAUGACAAGCACAUAUUCGGGAGAUAUUUCUAUUCUAAAGCGUUAUCAGAGAUAGGGGAAUUUGAAAACUCCAUUCCAAUUUUAAAGAACUUAUGUAUUGAAACACCGGAAGAAGAGGCCGUAAGAAUGCUACUAGCAGAACAAUUAGUUGGUUAUGCGUAUGAUUUAUACAAUGAAGGCUACUUAAUGAAAUCUAGCUCCGUUACUGUUGACGCAAUUGAAUCCAUUAAGAUUGCGAUUUGCGAAUUGGGGUGUUUUAAUCAAAAUGUUUGGGUUAUCUUAUCAAAAGCGAUUUAUUUGUUCAGUUCAGUAGAAUCAAAGAUAGAUGACUUACCGAUUGAAAACCUUGUAGAAAUAUUUCAAAAGACUGAUUUACAAAAUAAUGAAGACAUCAAUUCUGUAGAUAAUGUAAGCCUCGAGGAAUUAUUAUCUGAAGACAUAUCAGAUAAUGUAUCGAUUACCACAAAGUUUUUAAUUCUGUCUGCUAAAUACGCAGUUUCUUCAACAUUAUUUGAACAACAGACUGCUACGGUAAAAUCAGCUUGCUGGCAUAAUAUUGGUAUUACUGAGCUUAUUGCGUUUGUUACUUUAAAGGAAAAUAAAUAUAGAGAUGCUGCUAUCAUGGCUCUCAAGAAGGCCAUUCAUUAUCAAUCAAAUAACAUAGAGACGUGGAUUGCGUUGGGGUUGGCAACUAUGGACGUCAAUUAUAGGGUUUCACAGCACUGCUUUAUUAAAGCGGUCGCACUCUCUCCAAAGGAUAUUAACAUUUGGUUUAAUUUGGCUAUUCUUGGUUUGAAAAAUAAUGACAUUACAUUUGCAUCAGAAGUUAUAGCCCGGACUCAAAGUCUGGAACCUCAAAAUCCAUUCCCAUGGCUAGGUCUUGCAUUAAUAAAAGAGACAGAAGGAGCCAGUGCAGAAAGUCAUAACCUAUUUGCCCACUCAUUCGUGUUGUCUAAUGGUCGUUCAAAGAUCUCACAAUUGUUGUAUGCCAAGAGCGUCCUUGAUAUGAGAAUUGGUAAAGGUGACGAUGAAAGAGAUAUCGAUGCACUUGAAGAAUAUACUGCGAUGAUUUUUGGUUUAGAACAGUAUUUUAAAAAGAACCCCAACAAUCCUUACGCUAUUCAAUGUGCACUAGUUGCUCUGGAAAGACUGCAUAACUUUAAAAAGGCUCAACACCUCUGUACUAAACUUAUGGAGAUACUCGAGAAGCAUUUUGAAGUAUCACAGGAUGACUCUGAGCUUUUUAAUUUUGCUGUAUUAAAAUCACAAAUUGCCCGUAUCCAACUUGGUGCUGGAGAAUAUGAACAGGCAAUCGAGAACGCGACAUUGGCAGAAAAUAUUUUAUACGAAAGUAUGGAAAAUGUUUCAGCUGAUGUUGAUGGGUUCAAAUCCCUUCUAUCAAACCACGUGUGCCUCGGAUUGGCGUACUUCUUCUUAGACAAUUUCAACGAAACUCUUAACCAGUUUCAAAAAUUACUAGAGUUAUCUAAAGAAAGUAGAUCCCUGGUUGCUUUACUUUCAAAAGUAUUAUAUGAUGUUGGGACUGACGAUUCAAAGUCCAUUGCAUUGCAAGAAUUAGUAGAGUACACCAACUCUCAUAAUUUCGACAUCACGACUACUCUUCUAAUUAGCGCCAUGACAUUUAUUGAAAAUAAAGAAGUUGAUGUUAAAACGGCACUAAGUCACUUGUUGGGCUUGUCUUUACAUGAAUUGAUUCAGGAUAGACACAAGGAUAUUCCAUACUUGAUACGGGAAUUUAUGGUAAAAUUACAUAAUGAUAAGAAAAGUGAGCAAAAUAAUAAACAGCAGGUUGAUUAUUAUUCCCAGAGAACUGCUUUCUUGUUUCCACAAAAUAAUGAAUCGUGGUCUACCCUCGAUAAGAAAAUACAACAACGUGUUGCAACAGAAGGCCAAAGUAAAAUUACAGCAGAACAAUUAAGUGAUCUUUAUUACCGGAAUGGUAAUUUAAGAAAUAUUCAAAAAAGUAUUUACUUAUGUCCUUGGAAUAGCGAAGCUAUCAUGUCUAUCAAAGAAUGCUUUUAA